Molecule: messenger RNA, 4779 nt
Organism: Closterium sp. Naga37s-1
Lineage: Eukaryota; Viridiplantae; Streptophyta; Zygnematophyceae; Desmidiales; Closteriaceae
Source: the annotation of a GenBank genome assembly
AUGCUGGGGUGCCCCUGUUUGUCUUAUCUACGUCUGGCUCACCAUGCCCAACUGCGCCCCUCCCCACCUCUCGUUCCCACAUGCUCCCUUCCUCCCCUCCUCCCCAUCCCCCUCCCUUCCCGCCAACCCCCCCCUCUCCCCCCCCCGCCCCACCAGGCACACUAUGAGGCGUCGUGUGCGGCGCUGCUGCACCUGCUGGCGUUCAGCGCGCCACCAGCGCUGGCGUCGCUGCGGCAGGCAGCGGUGCGCGUGUGUGCGCGCAUGGCCACUGUGGGGGGGCGGUGGUGGCGGGAGAGUGUCACGGGGGCCAUGCUGCUCGCCCUCUCCGCCUAUGUUGAUGCCCCCGGUGAGGCCAGUGUCGGGAGGUUGGGCCAGCUGGGACAGGGUGUGGGAGGUGUGGGAGGGGUGGGAGGGGUGGGGGGUGUGGGAGGGGUGAGGGGUGUGGGGUGUGUGGGGGGUGUGGGAGGUGUGGGGGUUGUGGGGGGUGUGGGAGGUGUGGGGGUUGUGGGGGUGUGGGAGUGGUGUGGGGGAUGUGGGGAUGUGGGGGUGUGGGAGGUGUGGGGGAUGUGGGGAUGUGGGGGUGUGGGAGGUGUGGGGGAUGUGGGGAUGUGGGGGUGUGGGAGGUGUGGGGGAUGUGGGGGUGUGGGAGGUGUGGGGGAUGUGGGGGUGUGGGAGGUGUGGGGGAUGUGGGGGUGUGGGAGGUGUGGGGGAUGUGGGGGUGUGGGAGGUGUGGGGGAUGUGGGGGUGUGGGAGGUGCCACGUGGAUUAGAGCAUCGCACCCCGCCCCGCCGGCACAGCCCCUUGAAGCCCUCUCUCUCUGUUCCUUACUGCCCUGCCCCAUACACCGCCCCGUGUGAAGCCCCCUGCUUCCCCACCGCCUGCUCACAUCCUUCAACUCAACAUGCUCUGCGCCCUCUCCUCCCCUCCUUGUCUGCGCCGCCCUACCCUGGGUGCCCCGUGUGUGUGCUGCGUGUGCCCUUUGCACCCGCCACCCACCUACGCCAUCACCAGACGACCACGUGUCAUGGCACGCAGGCCAGCACGGGUAGCACGGGUAGCAUGGGCAGCAAAGGCAGCAAGGGCAGGGAUGGUGGAGGGAAGAGUAGGGGAGGCGUGGUGGCGCGGGCUGCUGAGUGGCUGUGGGGGGCAACAGGUGCGGGGGAUGCGAGGGUCGUGGGAGGGGAAGCGGUGAUGGGUGUGGGGGAAAGGGAAGGUGGCAUGGGCGGGGGAGAGAUGCAUGCUCACACCAGUGCUGCUUCUUGUGGUAAGGAGGCGUGUGGAGGAGUGGCAGGAGCGGAUGGAGGGUCAAGGGCGCAGAGCAGCACGUGCAGUAGCGCACACACAGAUAUCACCAGCCAAGGCAGCAGCAACAGCAGCAGUAAUGGCGACGAGCCUAUUGCCCCGUGGCAGGGCAGGCAGGCAGCAGCGGUGGCAGCAGUGCUGCACGUGCUUCUGCUGCUGGUGCAGCGCUGCCCGGCAGGUGGCAGGGAGGUGAAAAGGGAGCUGCUGCGCAGGCCAACACAGCUGUCAGGUGGCAGGGGGCGCAUGGCGCAGCUGGUGGUCAUGGCCCUGCCGCUGCCGCAUGGGGCACACAUGGAUGGUUCUGCUGCUGCUGUUUCGGAAGCAGCGUUGAGCCUUCUCAAUGCCAUGGGUGAGUGGGCCAUGCGUCUGCUUUCUAUUCUUAUGCUGUCUAGCCACCCAUCGUUCGCUGCUGCCACUCGAUGCACGACACCCUCCGCCACCACUGCAGCAUCACCUCUCACCCUCCUCCUCACCUUUGCCCUGCAAGCAGCCCACACACCCCUCCCCCUGACCCCCUGCCACUGCCCCCACCCGCCCUCCCUCCGCCUCAUCUCAUCCUCCUCUUCGCCCGCCACCUCAGCACGUGAUGACUCAGCAGCCAGCCACGUGGCAGCAUCUGCCUGGCAGACCGCAGCGAGCCUCCUGCGCUGGCCGGGCGGCCAUCAUGACCCGGCUGUACUGCGGGCGGCGGGCUUGUCUGCAUCUGCGUUGAUGCAUGCACUGCUGGGUGGCGGGGUGGAUGGACGGCCAGGAUGCUCCCAGAACAGCAGUGAAGAGCAGAUGGGAAAUGGGGGAGGUGAUGGCAGGGCGGGUGGAGGGAAGGAGCAGGUGGGAGGGUCGCAGGUCGUCAUGGCUGCAGCGUGGGAGGCGGUGAGGUGGAGGGCAGCAUUCUGCCACGUGGCAGUGUGUGAUUCGGGGGAUGGUGUGACUCUAGUGAAGGCGAAGGAGGCUGGAAGGGUGUGGGGGAAGGCAGGCGAGAGCGUGGAGAGCAGGGGAGGUGCGGGCAGUGGCGGCGGUGGGGGGCGAGGACGGGGAGGGAGGGCAGGGGGAGCGGAUGGGCAUGCAGGCAUGGAGGCGGUAGCAGCAUUGGCAUGCGCUCACCUCCUCACGCUGCUCACUCCCUCCUCUCACGCCACGUCCUGCCCUGCUGCUGCCAGCGCCUCACCAUCGCCCGCACCCAUCACCCCCCUCCACCCCUCCACGGCACACGCCCUGCUCUCCGCGCUGCUCGCGCUGCUCUCCUCGCCCUGUCCCGCCCUCGCCUCUCUCUCCCGCACCGCCCUCUCUCAAGCACUCUCACCACCCUCCCUCUGCCCUCCCGUGUCAUGUGAGGCGCGCGCCGCAGGGGAGGGCAGGAGGGAGGUUGGUGAGCGUGCAGCAAGCGGUGGUGCGCCUGGUACCCACCACGGUGACCGUAUGGCGGCAGGAGAUGCAGGUAGCAGCAGCACCAGCGGCAGCAGUAGCAGCAGCAGCAGUGGGGGAUGCACCCCAGAGGGCAGGUCAUGGGAGGGCGGGCACGAGCCCAGCAUGAGGGCCCUCGCAGCCUCUGCAGUGCGCCAGGCCGCCCUAGCUUGCCGCCUCUGCUCGCGCCCACCCACUCGUCACUCCUCUACACCACUGCUCACCACUGACACGCCACGGCAGGAGGUGGAAGCUGCGACGAAGCUGCUGCUGGUGGCAGCGCUGGCGUGUGACGGGCGGGGAGGGGAGGCGGUGCAGGCAGAGGGGGGCGUGCCGGCCGUGGGACUGGUGGUGGCGGCCCGCGUGGCCCUGUGGACCAAGGGGGGCGCAGGGGAGGGGGACGGGCAGGAGGAGGGGGAGCGGGAAAAAGGGGAGGUGAGGAGCCUCAUCCCCUCGCUCACUCGUCUCCUCCAUCCCGCAUCGCCUGCCGGUCUGCGCUGCCUUGCUGCCCGAUGCAUCUCGCUUUGCCACUCCCUGCCCCACCCUCCCCCACCCUCCGCUGCACUGCCUGCUGCUGCCAAACAGCCCUCUCAGCAGCAGCCCUCUCAUCGCCCUCCGUCUCACCACGCGCCCGCCACACACAGUGAGACACCCCCCCUGGGAGUGCCCUCUGCUGUCGCCCGUGACAUCCGCUCUGCUCUCACCUGCCUCUCCCCUUCCUCCUCGUCCGCCUCCUCUCCCAUUCAUGCAUCACACACUCACUUCACCCGGCUCUCGACCUCCCCUGCAAGCCCCAAGGCGCAAGUGGCGUUCGUCCUCACGCACCCCUCUGCACCCACCUCCACCGCUGCCGCCUCCCCACUGCGAGUGGUGGCACAUGCAGCAAUCAUCGCUGCCCGCUGCCCCGCCCUCCUCUCGCCCCUCACCGCGCCCUCUGCCCCUGCCCGCGCCUCCAUCGCUGGGCACCCUCAUAGCAACCGCUCUCUUCUCGAUAAGGGAAAGGAUGAGGGGGUGAGUGGCCAAGGCAUGGCAAGGGGGGGAGGGGAGGGGGCGGAGGGAGAGGGGGGGGUGGUGAGGGAGGUGCGGCUGGGGAAGGGUGUGAGUGGCGAGACGUUCAGUCAGCUCUUGGAGUAUAUUUACACGGGACAGGUGUCGCUCUCUCAUUCGCUGUCCAAGGAUCUGCUGCAGCUGGCUAAGAAGUGCCGCUUGGAUGGGUUCGUUGCACUCCUCCGCUGUGAUUGGCCGAUCUGGGGCCGCGAUGAUGCGAUGGGGUGUGAUCUGACGUCAGCACUUGGUCCAGCUGGGCUGCCUUGGAGCGACAUUGUGCUCUGUGUGCCGUGCGCCCGCCAUGCUCCCCUCUCCCCCGCGCACCAACCGCCUGCAAGCCCCAGCAGCAGUGGGGAAGAGGCGCAGCAUGAGGCCUCUCAGCACGAGGUGCAUCUGCCACCGCUGCCCCUACCAGCGCUCAUCGCUCUCCUGCGCUUCCUCUACUCCGCCCGCGUCUCCUUCCUCCCCCUCCCCCUCUCUUCCCAUGCCGCCCUCACACCCACCAACCUCAAUCACCCAACCCCCACCACUGCUGCUGCGAGCCCUAGCUGGCAUCACAGCGCCCCUGUGUCGCUCUCCUCUGUGCGCCUGCCCCCGCUCUCGCUCACCACGCGCCUGCUCUCUGCAGUGCACCUCGCAUCGCUCGCCCACCAGUGGAUGCUGCCCGCGCUGCACCAUGCUGCCUUGUGCUACGUGGCAGCACGCCUGCGUGCCACCUGGCAUGACCCAGUCAGCGGAGGGCCCUGUGAGAGUGCUGUUGACUGCACCGAUGGCAGCAGCACGGGCAGCAGCACCACCACUGGCACGGAUUGGGCCCCGGAAGUCCCAGUGGCACCAUGGGCAGCAGCGGAGGCGGUGGUGUGGGCGGCAUGGGCGGCGGGGCAGUGGGAGAUGGUGGGGGAGGCGGUGAGCAGCCUGGCGCCAUGGUACCCCGCCAUGCGCCGCACUGCCUGCCUGCACCGCCUGCCAGCGCAGGUGCAGAGCGCUGUCAGGGAGGCGCACGUGCGCUUGCUCACCGCACGCCCUUGA